Phytophthora sojae is the source of this 324-nucleotide messenger RNA. RefSeq lists its product as hypothetical. The transcript has a single exon. Bases 1 to 324 code for a protein of 107 amino acids. NCBI's taxonomy places the organism in Eukaryota, Oomycota, Peronosporomycetes, Peronosporales, Peronosporaceae. The record is from RefSeq and is a predicted model, not a curated record.
AUGUCGACCGCAAUGAGCUCCACCAAACGCAGCUCCAGCAUACUGAGCUCCACCAGACUUCUCGGGCCAAAACGCACGAGUUUGUCACGUCCACAACGCUUAAUGUUGGAGCUCUCGCCCACCAGAUACGCCGCAGCGUGGUUCUUCAUCGUGACGUUCCACAUCGCCUGUGGCUCCUACCUCAUCUGCGUUGCGGUAACCUACUGGUUUCUCACCACAGGGACCAUGCCGUUCUACGUCUCGGACUAUUCGCUCACCGGUACAAAGUACUACCAUUUCUACGGCUUCGUGUUCGGCGUCGUCGGUGGAAUGCACGGCGUCUAA